Messenger RNA from Drosophila sulfurigaster albostrigata, 1095 nucleotides. It is a transcript of the gene Ppt2, whose product is annotated as lysosomal thioesterase PPT2 homolog. Bases 75 to 929 code for a protein of 284 amino acids. Gene Ontology annotation, molecular function: thiolester hydrolase activity. The transcript has 6 exons. Lineage: Eukaryota; Metazoa; Arthropoda; Insecta; Diptera; Drosophilidae. The record is from RefSeq and is a predicted model, not a curated record. Gene Ontology annotation, cellular component: lysosome.
UACUCGAAAUAUGCAAAAAGUAUUUAGUUCAACAAUUGUUUACUUGUUUGUUUAUUUUUGUUUUUGAGGUCAAAAUGUGGAUUAGAAGUUUUUUAAUUUUAUGCUUAAAUUUUAUUGGAGCAAAUGCAUACAAGCCAGUGGUAAUACUUCAUGGAAUUCUGUCUGGUGCUGAAUCCAUGACACUUUUGGUGCGACAUAUCGAAAAGCUGCAUCCCGGUACAGUUGUGUACAAUUGCGAUAAAUUCGAUGGUUGGUACAGCCUGGAGAAUGAUUGGUGGCAAGUUGAGCAGUUUAGAGAGUAUAUAGAUCAAAUUGGAAGACUGCAUCCCGAGGGUAUAAUUGUGUUAGGAUAUUCGCAAGGCGGACUCUUAGCAAGGGCGGCGAUCCAAAGUCUACCGAAUCACAAUGUGAAAACGUUCAUUUCGUUAUCAUCACCACAGGCAGGCCAAUACGGAACAAGUUUCUUACAUCUCAUAUUUCCGGAUCUUGCAGCGAUAACUGCCUUUGAACUAUUUUAUUCUAAGGUCGGACAACAUACAUCUAUUGGUGGAUAUUGGAAUGACCCACGUAGGCAGUCGCUAUACAUGAAGUAUAGCGAAUUCUUGCCGUUAAUUAACAAUGAAAAGAUUACGUCAAAUUCAACGUCAUUCAAAAUGGGAAUGGUGCGCCUGGAUAAGCUUGUCCUGAUUGGUGGUCCUAAUGAUGGUGUAAUAACUCCUUGGCAAUCGAGUCAUUUUAGUUACUUCAAUGACUCAUUGGACGUGGUUCCUUUUAAUAAGCGAAAAAUAUUUAUGGAUGAUUCGAUCGGUCUGAAAACUUUGCUGGAAGCUGAAAAAUUAAUAAUUAUCGUAAAGCCAUUUGUACAUCAUCUUUCGUGGCAUACAAACCGAAAAGUAAUCAAUCAAGUUAUAAUGCCUUACUUGGAUUAAACAUGCGUGCCAUGGUGCGAGAUGGAGGCUGUGAUUGGAAUAAUGGAUUUUCACUUUUUAACUGAUUUGUGGAUAUUUACAUAUUUAUACUGUGUACAAAGUGAACAAUUAUCUGACAUUACUAAUAUAUGUUAUAAUAAUAAUAGAUUUUACAUAAUUUCUCAUU